Molecule: messenger RNA, 2955 nt
Organism: Callorhinchus milii (elephant shark)
Lineage: Eukaryota; Metazoa; Chordata; Chondrichthyes; Chimaeriformes; Callorhinchidae
Product: NSFL1 cofactor p47
Exons: 9
Coding region: 44-1156 (370 amino acids)
Biological process (GO): autophagosome assembly; Golgi organization; membrane fusion
Cellular component (GO): nucleus; cytosol
Molecular function (GO): ubiquitin binding
Source: RefSeq, a predicted model, not a curated record
GUGUUGGUGACGGUGAUGGGGGGGCGCGGGGAAUGCUGGGAACAUGGCGGACGCUGCCCAGAGGGAGAAGACGGAGCGGUUUGUGCGGGUCACGGGGGCCACGGAGGAGCGGGCGGCGCUGCACCUGCGGGCGGCCGAGUGGGACGUGCAGCUAGCUCUGGCUAGUUUUUAUAAGGAUGAGCGUGACCAUCAGCCGAUUCAGCAAGAAGCGCCAGUGUUUAGUAAUGCUACUAAUUUCAAACCUGCAGUUAAUAGCGGUAAUCAUUCAAAAAUAGCGUCCAUGAAUGACCUCAAGAAGAAUGAACAAAGUAAAAGUGACGGUGAAGAGGGGCAAAGAUUUUAUGCAGGUGGCUCUGAGCACAGUGGCCAGCAGAUAGUAGGGCCCCCGAAGAAAAGAAAUCCAAAUGAAAUUGUGGAAGAGCUUUUUAAAGAAGCUGAAGAGCAUGGGGCAGUUCCUGUGGAUCAUUGGGCGGCAGAGUCCAGUCGUGCGAUGCCAUUUUCUGGUGGUGGGUACCGACUUGGAGCAUCAUUACAAGAACAUUCUACAUUCCUUUCAGAAGAUAAAAGGCGAGAUUCUGUGCAGGAUGUUCAAAUUUUACUGAAGCUCUGGAAAAAUGGCUUUAGUUUGGAUGAUGGAGAGCUUCGGACCUACAAUGACCCUGCAAACUCUCGGUUUUUAGAAUCCGUCGGCAGAGGAGAAAUUCCCCUUGAGCUGCAAAGACUGGUACAUGGAGGCCAAGUAAGUUUGGAUAUGGAGGAUCACAGACGUGAAGAAUAUUUAAGGCACAAAUUAAAGUUCAAGCCAUUUUCUGGAGAGGGACAGAAGCUGGGAAGUCCUACUCCAACCAUUGUCAGUACUCCAUCUUCUCCUGAAGAGGAAUUCAAGCAUUUUGUUAAUGUUAUGAGCAUCGAUGACUCUGUGCCAACAACCAACAUCCAGAUCCGACUGGCAGAUGGGAGCCGCGUGGUACAGAAAUUCAAUCAAAGUCACAGGAUUCAUGAUAUUCGUCAGUUUAUAGUUCAGCAUUAUCCUGUCUUUGCGGCCUCCUCCUUUCUGUUGAUGACAACUUUCCCAAAUAAAGAGCUGACAGAUGAAGACCAGACUCUGCAAGAAGCCAAGCUACUCAACGCAGUGAUUGUUCAGCGCCUGAAGUAGUUAUCUUCAACUUAACAGAGCCACACCGACAAAAUGAGCCUUGUGAUAUUUGUUUCUCGGUGUAUUGAGGCGCAGUUGUGUGCCAGGACUGUGGUAACACUGCCAAGGCACUCGCAUCAGAAUGCUCUAUUGAGCACUGAAAAGAAAGCCACUGUUGACCUUUAAUUGGUUGCUUUUUGACUCUCCUAUCGAAGGCCUGUGGGAACUGUUCCCACUGUAUGUUCAUUGUCAAUAGCUACUCAUUCAUAUUGUGAAUAGAUGUAAAGUUUACUAUAAUCUGAAUUGAAAUAAGCAGCCAUCGUUUGAUCUUAGCAAUUUGAUUCAAUUUAUCACUACUAUGGGCUAGAAUCACUGCAAUAAUGUUUACUUAUUUGCGACUUAUUAUUGGCGAGGUGGAAGGCACAAAGUUGUAAGGGGCCGACAACGAAGUCCAAUUUUGCGAUUUUUGCAACAGAUGGGAAGGGCUUAUUGCAUCUUCAGUUUGCAACGUCUGAAAACUCUCUACUUUGUGAUAUUCACAAAACAGCAAUUUGCAAUUUCCGAAAGCUACCACAGUACAAAUGAAAACUCUAGACAGAUAGCAUUUCAGGCGUCAGCACUUUCUUAAAAGCUCGGUGGUUUCGGAAAUCACAAUUAGCUGUUUUUCCAGUAAUACAAAUUAAACCCUAAUGUUUUCUUAUUUAUGCAUGAUAAUUAUUACCUAGAUCAAGAUUUCAUACUACUGACGUUUUAUGAGAGAAGUAAAAAUUAAUUUAUAUGUACCUUCACAAUCAUGGAAUAAAACAAUUCUCAAAGUGAAAUAACGGUGUGAUAAGUGUUUUGCGCUCAUAUUUAGCUGUAAAUUCCCCUGUCAGAAACACUACAUUGCUGUGUGUUAUUAAAAUGGCCAGCCAGUCACCAGCUACUAUCAGCUAGUUCACCUGUGAGGUUAGUUUGAGAUACAGAGGUAGUCAUUUCAUAGUGAAACUCACAUCAGCAUUGCUUCAAUACAGCAUUGGAGUGCUUGCUGCAGGUUUGCUUUCCACAAUAAGAUUUAAAGGAAAAAGUUAAAUAUUUAUCCCUUGCACCAUUUCUCAUCUCUCAUUUUUCUCCAAAUGGUGUGUUGACACAAUAUACCCCGGCCAACUCCCCAGAGUCUAUUCCUCCUCUUCAGCACAGUGGAUUAGGUCAUUAUACCAGAACUGUUCACCUUCCCUAAAAAGAAUGCAUCUGUACCCUCUGAGCUUGUGACAAUGUAUAAUCUCAAUUUAGAUUUGAGAAGUGAACAAAUUUAGAAAAAGGAAAUUACUGUUUGCUUCAUCAAGUCCAUAGCAUUACUCACCACCACCUUCCAUUGCCAUAUCCUUUCAUAUUGCUGCUUGCCAUCUGUCCACAUCUUAAAUUGCUGCAGAAAUGUGUAAUCGGCGAAAGGUACAGGAAGGGUGGGGGAUAUUACAGAACUAUUAUGUUUUCAUAUAGCUAUUUUAAACAAAAAAAAAGCUUUACAUUUCAUGCUGAUUCACAGCAUAACACCUCAGUUAACAUUUUUUGUAACCUGGAAAGAUCUUAACAGUAAAGCAGCACUAAAACAUUUAAAGCUUAUUGCAUGCAUUCAAAUUAAUUCACUCUUUUAUUCUUAUUCCAGUUCAAUAAAAAUAUAGAUCCAGGAAAAAUAUGAAGUAAAAUUUACAGGGAGGGAGCACAGAUAAAUCUUAAAAUUACUGUAUACUUAGUCACUGUCAAAAUUGUGAAUAUUGUCACUACUCUAAAUGGAAGUGUUUUGCAGUCUGCAUUGAUUAAAAAUGAAACUGCUUAAUCUC